AUGGAAGCUGGUCAAGAGCUGUUUGACUGGACGGUUUCUCUACCAUCCCAACCAGUCAACCCAAUGAUACUCGAUGGAGGUGGCGCUGUCUGUGAAACAAAACGCUUUGACUCGUUUUACAAUACUUAUGGAGACCGUGUUAUUUUGCCAGCAGGCCAGAAGUACAAGUCAAAGACGACGCGAGCCAAUGACAGUGCUAUGACAGUCACAAACUACUGGGAUAAAGAACAGGAUCUCGAGAAGACUGUGCUUGAGAUUAAGUCUCCAUUCAUGAAAAGGGCACUCAAGAAGAUCAUUCCGGAGUACGCCAAUUUCAACAUCUAUAUCAAGAACAUCACCAUUACUGACGAGCCUCAUUGCCUUUUCCACUAUCGAGAAGAGCUUAUGGAUUACGGAAGGAGGAUGUCGGAGAAUCAAGAUGAGGAAGCCGCGAAACACAUCGAACACCUCGUCACACACAUGUGGGAGGUCUUCGCAACAGAGAUAAUUUGUUUCAACGCUUUGGUAUGGCUCGCGGACUUUGAACCCGGCCUGGAGCAUAAGUACUUGUGGAUGAUGUUUAGGACCGGUGAUCUUGCUUAUGUUUGGGAUGAUGAGCCAUGGGCCUUCAGAUUUAACCAGAUGACGAAAUCCGGGAAGUCCUGGGUCUUGUCUGGGGUUAACAUCGAUUAUAAUGGUCUCAACUUUGGUUUCACCAACGUUUCUGCAAGUAUUGACCAUUACGAAGGGUUGAAAGCACCCAAAGAGCUUCACGUCACUACAUUUGAUGCUUUUUCGGAAGAAGAGAAGCAAAGUAAGAGAGAGAUGUUUAUAGCUCGCGGUCGGAAAUUUGUGGGCAUUCAUGGAAAGCGUCACCUCUGGUUCGAGGAGAAUCCUAGCAAAUCCUCAGGUCGGAUGAAAACUCGAAUUAUGGCGGAUCGGGACGGCUGGAACGCUACGACCUACAUCGGCCGGAUACGUCUGCUCGAUGACCAAAAGACGUACAAGCCUGAAGACGUUCUAGAAAGUCUGACAGAAGAAGACUUCAUGAUAUGUCACACACACGUCAAAGGAUACUCGUUGAGGGAGAAUAUAUGGAAAGGCUUUCACAUUGAUGCUAUCGAAGAGAUCCGUUACGACGCAGGAGCUUUCGAUAAUCUCAUUCUUCCGAAUGAUCAGAAACAGCAGCUGCUUUCUCUUGUUCGUGUACACGAGGACGAUGGUUUCUGUUUUGACGAUCUUAUCAAAGGAAAGGGAAAGGGAAUGACUUUCCUGUUGUAUGGUGAACCAGGUCUUGGAAAAACACUUACAGCUGAAAGUAUUGCGGACUACUGCCAGAAGCCUCUUGUUCGAAUCGAUGCCGGAACACUUGGAACCUCACCCAAAUCAGUGGAGGAGGGAUUGAAGAGAGCCUUCGAUCUUGCCGAAAGAUGGCAUGCUGUGCUUCUGCUUGAUGAAGCUGACGUAUAUUUGGAGCAGAGAAGGUCGAGAAAUCUAACCCAUAAUGGGGUUAUCUCGGUGUUUCUUCGAAUGAUUGAGUACUAUCACGGGAUUCUUUUCUUGACAACGAACCGCAUCAGUGCGUUCGACACCGCCUUCAUAUCUCGCAUCCAUUUUGCGAUCUACUACCCGCCACUUACACGAUCCAGUCGAAGUGCACUAUUGCAUACCUUUCUCGGGCAGAUAUCCCUUAAGAGUGCAGAAGAUCUAAAAAGCGAUGGUAGCCUCAAGGCAAUCGCGAAAGAAAGGCUGAAUGGUCGCCAGAUCAAGAAUGUUGUUCGCGCGUCGGGUGCAUUAGCACGAAGUGACGACACCGCGGAUGGUAACAUACACAAACGCCAUUUAGAGAUGGCCUUACAGCCCAUGAGGCUGUUCAAUCGAACCAUGGAGCGCAUGAGACUGAUUGAAGCCAGACAACUAUCGGGCACCAAGGAAGAAGUAGACGAAGAAGCACAAGACGAUGAAGUGGUGUCUGAUGAGAAUGGGAGCAGUGAUGAUGAAAUGGAUGAACAGGAUGAAGAUGAUAUAGAAGAUGAAGGGAUCCGCGAAGAAACUGAAGAGUCGGAGAUUGAGAUUGACUUGACUGGUGAUCAGAACGAGGAAUUCGGACUAGACACGGAGAGUGAGAUUGACGAUGAAGAGGAUAGCAACGGGGAUAAUGAAUCUCAGCAGAAUAAGCGUAGACGACUGAUGUAA
Messenger RNA from Fusarium sp. VM40, 2175 nucleotides. The record is from the annotation of a GenBank genome assembly. NCBI's taxonomy places the organism in Eukaryota, Fungi, Ascomycota, Sordariomycetes, Hypocreales, Nectriaceae.